UGGUCGGGUUCUGCUGUUUGUCCCAGAGGAAGCUGCUUCUUCUACGACUGUGGCUCACGUGACCCGGCAGAGAUGGGCAGGAAGGUGACGGUGGCCACGUGCGCGCUGAACCAGUGGGUUCUGGACUUUGAAGGAAACACGGAGCGAAUCCUGAGAAGCGUGGAGGCGGCUAAAGCGGGCGGAGCCAAGUACCGCCUGGGUCCGGAGCUGGAGAUCUGUGGUUACGGAUGUGCGGACCACUUCUACGAGUCGGACACGCUGCUGCACAGCUUCCAGGCCCUGAAGGUUCUGCUGGAAUCUCCUGUCACUCAGGACAUCAUCUGUGACGUGGGGAUGCCCGUCAUGCAUCACAACGUGCGCUACAACUGCCGGGUCCUCUUCCUGAACAGGAAGAUCCUGCUGAUCAGACCCAAGAUGCUGAUGGCCAACUCUGGGGUCUACAGGGAGAUGCGCUGGUUCUCGCCGUGGAACCGGCCCAGGAAGGACCGCGCUUCGGUUCAGCGGGACGGUGACGUCAUCAGGUGACCUCAUGGGACUUCCUGCUUCUUUCAGGCAUGUGGAGGACUACUUCCUGCCCAGGAUGAUCCAGGAGGUCACAGGACAGGACACCGUCCCGUUUGGAGACUGCGUUCUGUCCACUAAGGAUACCUGCAUCGGAACCGAGAUGUGUGCAGAACUGUGGAACCCCGACAGCCCCCACAUCCACAUGGGCCGGGACGGCGUGGAGAUCUUCACCAACUCCUCAGCCAGUCACCACGAGCUCCGCAAAGCCGACCAACGAGUCCACCUGAUCCGCUCCGCCACCGCCAAGACUGGGGGCAUCUACUUGUACGCCAACCAGAGAGGCUGCGACGGGGACCGGGUCUACUAUGACGGCUGUGCCAUGGUGGCUGUGAACGGGGACGUGGUUGCUCGGGGCGACCAGUUUUCCCUGGACGACGUGGAAGUGGUGACGGCCACUCUGGACCUGGAGGACGUCCGCAGCUACAGAGGAGAGCACCUCCAGCCCGCCAUGAAAAGCGAGACCCAAGCGUUUCUGCGGGUCAAAGUGGACUUUUCCUUAUCGACCAGCGACGAUGUCUUCCUGCCGACCCAGCAGCCCCUGCAGUGGCGGUUCCACACCCCGGAGGAGGAGAUCAGCUUGGGUCCGGCCUGCUGGCUGUGGGAUUACCUCCGGAGGAGCGGACAGGCGGGGUUCCUGCUGCCUCUGAGCGGCGGCGUGGACAGCUCCUCCACCGCCUGCAUCGUGCACAGCAUGUGCACGCUGCUCUGCGCCGCGGUGGCGGAUGGAAACCUGCAGGUUCUGGAGGACGUCCGCCGGGUCGUGGGCGACACGUCGUACGACCCGCAGGACCCCAAGGAGCUGUGUGGGCGGGUCUUCACCACCUGCUACAUGUCGAGCGAAAACUCCUCAGAAGACACGCGCAGCAGAGCCAGAGAGCUGGCCGCCCAGAUUGGCAGCACACACCUGAACUUCAGCAUCGACGCCGCAGUGAAAGGCAUUCUGGGAAUCUUCUCUGCUGUAACCGGACACUGGCCUUGCUUCCGUGCCAGAGGGGGGAGCCACCGAGAGAACCUGGCUCUGCAGAAUGUGCAGGCCCGGGUCAGGAUGGUGUUAGCUUACCUGUUCGCCCAGCUGAGCCUGUGGGCCCGCGGGAGACCCGGGGGUCUGUUGGUUCUGGGUUCUGCCAAUGUUGAUGAGAGCCUGACCGGGUACUUCACCAAAUACGACUGCUCCAGCGCAGACAUCAACCCCAUUGGUGGCAUCAGUAAGACGGACCUGCGGGGGUUCCUGCGGUACUGUGCAGACCGCUUCCAGCUCAGUGCUCUGGACGGCAUCCUAAAGGCUCCGCCCACCGCUGAGCUUGAGCCGCUAACCGAUGGACAGGUGUCCCAGACGGAUGAGGCCGACAUGGGCAUGACGUACUCCGAGCUGUCUGUGAUCGGACGUUUGAGGAAGAUCUCCAAAUGCGGCCCGUUCAGCAUGUUCUGUAAGCUGAUCCAGGCGUGGAAGGACGUUCUGUCACCGGCAGAGGUGGCUCAAAAGGUCAAACGUUUCUUCAGGAUGUACUCUGUGAACCGUCACAAGAUGACCACAGUGACGCCGUCUUACCACGCUGAGAGCUACAGUCCUGAUGACAACCGCUUCGACCUGCGACCUUUCCUCUACGACACUCGCUGGAGGUGGCAGUUCAAGACCAUCGAUGAGCAGUUGUCACAGUUGGAAACGAAGGCAGAGCAGUGAGAAGCUGACAGACGCAUCAUCAGUCAGGAGUUCCAACUUCCUAACUGCACCUGAACGCAUCGGUUUCUGUAUUGAUGCUAUUUUUAUGAACGGUUUCUACAUGAAACCAUGAACCAAAGUUUUCUGCUCCUAGAUUAAACCUGUUUUCAAACUACAAUAAAAAGACUUUUAAUGUGAAGCUCCCUGA
Oryzias latipes (Japanese medaka) is the source of this 2432-nucleotide messenger RNA. It is a transcript of the gene nadsyn1, whose product is annotated as NAD synthetase 1. The record is from RefSeq and is a predicted model, not a curated record. Lineage: Eukaryota; Metazoa; Chordata; Actinopteri; Beloniformes; Adrianichthyidae. Gene Ontology annotation, biological process: NAD+ biosynthetic process. Gene Ontology annotation, molecular function: glutaminase activity; ATP binding; NAD+ synthase (glutamine-hydrolyzing) activity. Gene Ontology annotation, cellular component: cytoplasm.